Spodoptera exigua (beet armyworm) is the source of this 258-nucleotide messenger RNA. Lineage: Eukaryota; Metazoa; Arthropoda; Insecta; Lepidoptera; Noctuidae. The record is from the annotation of a GenBank genome assembly.
AUGGUGGCUAGAAGGUUAAGGCACCCGUUUUCCAUGCAUGAGAGUGCGGAGUCUAAGCCUGGCAAGUAUCAAUAUUUUCUAUUGUACAUAGAUCUGGGCAUACAUACAUCACGGAUCAGUAAUGCGAGUGGGGACGCAUGUGAACGCCGCGACCCUUGCCAACAUGGCGGCGUGUGCAUCAGUACUGAUGAUGGACCGAUCUGCGAGUGUCGGGAUGGAGACUACGAAGGGGCGUUCUGCGAGCGAGCUAGUCUUUAA